AAACUUUAAACGCUUUCUACACCAAGACAAGGACUCUCCCUCUAUUGCUUGGCUAUUCGCUACUGAGCUUACUGUAGCUACUAGACUGCUACAUGACUGCUCGAGAGCUGCUCGAAUUGCCCGCCAAAAGGCAGAAAAGGGCCAGCAAGUUUCUGCUUGACCCCGUCAAGCCCGACGAUGCUGGCGAUGCUCUGCCCAGUAAGAAGCCGAGCAUCACAAAGCCCGUCUUUGCGGCUGAUUCCGUUCGAUCACGGCUUGGCACAUUUCUGCCAAACCUCAAGGCUGCGAAUGAUGCACUGCCGUCAGACACAUCCUCUAUACAAAUAGAGGCGCCAGAGGAGGCGACAAGUUACAUCGAGAUGGACUUGGGACUCGGUGUUUUGGAAAAGAAGCACACAGACAGCUCAAGUGACGAUUCUGUGGCUGCAGCAGACGAGGGCGCCAUUCUAGGCCAGCUCCUCAAGACAGGUGGUCAGUCAAACAAGCCUGCCAUUGUUGAGAUGCAAAGCUCAGAGGAGAGUGAGGAGGAGCAUGAAGAAAGCGCUGUGCUGCCAGUAGAGCUUCAACUCACGCUGCAUCCAGCGCUGGUACACUACAGGCUGCUCGCGCAUAUUGAUCAUCGCUUGGAGCUUGAGAUCGUCCUGUCUCUCAUGACACGUAUCUUGAAACAGCUGGCGAAACGCUCAAAGGGACAGGUUGGCACCAUCACGCAACUCAAUGUUUUGCAAGAAGAUAUGCUCAAGCUCAUGGCUCGGCGCGAUACGCUGCUAAGAGAAGAACAAAGCGAACUAGUGCUUGAAACGGUCUACUUGGAAGAACUGGACAAACUCAUGCAACUCUGAUAGUGCUACACAGACGCUCUCUUUGUUAACUUUUGAACGAGUGAUAUGUCAUGCAUCGCAAGGAGGCUCGCAUACCAAAUUUGGUCAGCAUCGCCAGGGGCAGAGAUCUACGAAU
Protomyces lactucae-debilis is the source of this 957-nucleotide messenger RNA. RefSeq lists its product as uncharacterized. The coding region runs from base 93 to 842 and encodes 249 amino acids. Lineage: Eukaryota; Fungi; Ascomycota; Taphrinomycetes; Taphrinales; Protomycetaceae. The record is from RefSeq and is a predicted model, not a curated record. The transcript has 3 exons. Gene Ontology annotation, biological process: box C/D snoRNP assembly.